GCCCGCUGCGCAUCUCCCAGAAGGUCAGUGUCCACAAACGGUCCAAACUUUUUAUUUUACGUUUGUUUUUCGUUGAUGUAGAUUUAAUUUACCCAGUAUAUCCAUCUGAUGAAAUCAGAUUUUUUUUUGAAUUUUUGAAAAAUGAUUUCAUAAUCAUUUUGUUGCUUUAGUUGGGUGUGUCGAUCGGGACACUCACGAGUUUAAGCCCGGGGGCACCGAUGCAAUACAUGACGGACUUGGGGUGAUAGCUUCUUUUGAAUUUUUAUUAUACAUUGAUCAAGUCCCGUUAUUCUUUCCCGAGUCCGGGAGCAAGUUUCAUAGACUUUUAUUUUACGUUCUGCUGUUGUUCAACCCGCUCUUUUGUUUUUGAACCAUGGUUUUAGACAAAGUUUAUUUACAUUAGAUACGCUUUGAUUUAAAUCUUCAAGGGAAAUAUUUGAGCUCGCUAGUGUGAAAUAAAUAUUGAAACCUUUUUAGGAAAAAUAAAAUACUUACGGAACCCGAAGCAAAAAUGACAAUUUCCUUGUUGAAGCCAAUAGUUGCCUGUGUGCUAAUAAUAACCUUUAGCUUUGAAUCAUCAACUGUUUCCGGUGAUUCAUUGGGUUCAUGUGAAGGACUCAGAGUUGACAGGCUGGAAAAAGGUGAAUUUAUGACAGCCAGCAAAUGCAUUUCAUUAUUUGGCACAUGCUGCGGUACCGAACCUGCCAUUGACAAAGCUAACGAAGACCCAAGAAAGAUGAAAUCCAGUGCUCUGUGCUACACUUGCUAUAACAGCAACAUCAGCGUAAAAUGCACCGACGAUUUGUUGAAAACUGAAGACAGUCUAGGGGCUGAAUCCUGCCAGAGGCUUGGCGGUGUAUGCUGUGAUGCAACGUCGAACGGUGGUUCGGCUUUUAAUGCUGAAGAAUAUUUGUAUAAUCAUGGAUCACAAGCGUGCAAUUAUUGCUACAGCGGAAUUCCUCAAGUUAGCGGCUGAGACAAAAAAAUUUAUUUAUGGCGAUUUAUUUAUGCAUUUCUUGAGAUAUUUAAUUCAGUAAUAUUUAUUUAAAGAUUUAAAUAAAUUUAUAACGCAAUGUU
Messenger RNA from Daphnia pulex (common water flea), 1077 nucleotides. RefSeq lists its product as uncharacterized. The coding region runs from base 512 to 976 and encodes 154 amino acids. The transcript has 5 exons. NCBI's taxonomy places the organism in Eukaryota, Metazoa, Arthropoda, Branchiopoda, Diplostraca, Daphniidae. The record is from RefSeq and is a predicted model, not a curated record.